GUUUCUCCACGACCACCACAGUACUACAACAUGGGAAGAGUGGCCCUGUUGCUCUUUCUUUUUGCCCUUACUGUUGAGCUUUCCUUGGGAAUAUCCCAUGAAAUCCACCUCCUCCGGCCACGACUUGCCUCCGGUGGCCACCCUGCUUCGGGUCUUUCCUGCCCGAGCUGGAGACUUGCAGUGGAAACCAACAACAUUAUAAACUGGGACACUGUUCCACAAGCAUGUGAAAGCUAUGUGGGGCAUUACAUGCUCGGCCACCAAUACCGGCAAGACUCGAGAGUGGUGGUAUAUGAGGCAAUUGCUUAUGCUGAAAGCCUCAAGUUGGGUGGAGAUGGCAAGGACGUAUGGGUGUUUGAUAUAGAUGAGACAACUCUUUCUAAUCUGCCUUACUAUGCUGAAAACGGAUUUGGGGCUGAAGUCUUCAAUUCGACGUCGUUCAAUGAAUGGGUCAUGAAAGGGAAGGCACCAGCACUGCCGGAAAGUCUUAAGCUGUACAACAAGCUGGUGUCCCUGGGGAUUAAAGUUGUGUUCUUAACAGGAAAAGGAGAAGACGAGAGAAACGUCACAGUAGCCAAUUUAAAGAAGGUGGGAUACCAUACUUGGGAGAAGCUCAUACUCAGGAAAUCAUCUGAUGAAAGUACAGCACUUGUGUACAAAUCAAAUCAAAGGAAAAAGGUUGAGGAGAGUGGAUACAGAAUAGUUGGAAACAUGGGUGAUCAAUGGAGUGAUAUCUUGGGAACUAAUAGAGGGAAUAGGACUUUUAAGUUGCCUGAUCCAAUGUAUUACAUUGCUUGAAACUUUGAACAAGCUAUUGUUAUCACUUAUCAUCGUUGUUGUUUCCCUAGUUUAUUAACAAUAAGAAUUCAUGCUUUAUCUCAA
Vitis riparia (riverbank grape) is the source of this 882-nucleotide messenger RNA. RefSeq names its product acid phosphatase 1-like. Gene Ontology annotation, molecular function: acid phosphatase activity. Bases 31 to 798 code for a protein of 255 amino acids. NCBI's taxonomy places the organism in Eukaryota, Viridiplantae, Streptophyta, Magnoliopsida, Vitales, Vitaceae. The transcript has 3 exons. The record is from RefSeq and is a predicted model, not a curated record.